Molecule: messenger RNA, 5214 nt
Organism: Galleria mellonella (greater wax moth)
Lineage: Eukaryota; Metazoa; Arthropoda; Insecta; Lepidoptera; Pyralidae
Product: homeobox protein six1a-like
Exons: 7
Coding region: 906-1670 (254 amino acids)
Biological process (GO): regulation of transcription by RNA polymerase II
Cellular component (GO): transcription regulator complex; nucleus
Molecular function (GO): DNA-binding transcription factor activity, RNA polymerase II-specific; RNA polymerase II cis-regulatory region sequence-specific DNA binding
Source: RefSeq, a predicted model, not a curated record
UUCCAUUUUCGCUUUCGUGAACCGUGCACGCGUUUCAAAUUUGGAAUUUGACGGGAUUUGAAAAAAAUAUCACAUUGCGAAGUUACGGCAAUAAGCGGCCAGUGUUUUUUUUGUUUAAAAAGUGCGAUAUACUUACUUUUUUUGUCUAUGGUGGCAAUUUUGGUGAUAUAAAACAAAUUAGGUUGUGUUUCGUCACUGCUUGGGUAUUAUUUUUAGAAUUGUUAAAGUCAGUUGGUGGGACUGGUCUUAAUUUAGCGGUGCACAUGAGUGUAAAUAGCGGUUACCGUGGUGUCAACUAAAAUGAGAAAAAAGAGAAAACCAGGAAAGAAAUAAAAUAACAAAACAGUGUUCGUACAAGCAUUUAUUACUAUAAUAAUCAUAUUGUUAAAAGUGGUGUAAACAGCCAGACAGGGACUGGAUUAAAAAAAAAAAAAAGAAAAAAUACAACGAAAAAUAUUAAGAGUUGAGUGCACUGCACCAUAAAAACAACUUACUCGAAUACGAAAACAAACUUCGGGCCUUUUUAAUCGUAAAACAAAUAAGUAAUCGACGUUUAAAAGUGAUUGCCUUUGUUUGAACAUUUUUGGGACUGCCGCCUUUUCAAGUUUAUUUAGCUGCACCGCAUCCAACCAGGGACGACGGUUUGAAAACAACACGGCGAGAGAACAAACAGAAUUUGAUAGUAUUUAUUCUCAAGACUACCAUUAAAAAUAAAUAUAGCGGUGCAUUUUCAUAAAUUACUGGCCGAUAAUAAACAUAAUUCCAAAAUCAAAACUAUAACUUGUUUGGCGCGAAUUUGAAAUUAAAAAGUUUAAACGUCAGUUUGACAAUUGUAUAGUGUAGUGCUGUGUUGAUAUAAUCUGUGAAGUAGUGGUGUCAAAGUGGCAGGAGACGAGCAUUUGGACAUGCUGGGGGGCCCCGAGUGGGGGCAACGGGAGGCCACCCCCCCUAGAGACGCCCCCCUACCGAGUUUCGGUUUUACACAGGAGCAAGUCGCGUGCGUAUGCGAGGUACUGCAACAAGCGGGGAACAUCGACAGGCUGGGAAGGUUCCUGUGGUCUCUGCCCGCUUGCGAGAGGCUUCACGCCCACGAAUCAGUUUUGAAAGCCAAAGCAAUGGUAGCCUUCCAUAGAGGGAAUUUCAAGGAGCUGUACAGAUUACUAGAGUCUCACACAUUCAGCGCGCAUAACCAUGCGAAAUUGCAGAAUUUGUGGUUGAAAGCGCACUAUAUGGAAGCGGAGAGGUUGCGAGGGAGGCCGUUGGGCGCCGUCGGCAAAUACAGGGUCAGGCGUAAGUUUCCCCUACCCAGGACGAUAUGGGACGGAGAGGAGACUUCGUAUUGUUUUAAGGAGAAGUCCAGGUCGGUUCUCCGGGAUUGGUACCUUCAUAAUCCAUACCCGUCGCCGAGGGAGAAGCGGGAAUUGGCUGAGACAACUGGUCUCACCACUGUACAGGUUUCAAAUUGGUUCAAAAACAGAAGACAGAGGGACAGACAAGCGGAACAUAAGGAUAGUGGCGGCGCUGGGGACAAGCAGUUAGACUCAUCAACAGACGACGACAGCGAUGCUCCAGCCCAUCCCCAGCAGAUGGCGCCACCGGCGCACGCCCCGCAACCUCUGUACCCAUUGUACGAGCAUCCACUGGCCCAUCUGCAGUACCAUCACACGUGACCUUACUAACACCCUGUAUAUUGUAAUUUUUCAUCACCCUGUGUACCGUAAGAACGAAGUUAAUAUUAGAAGAAACUGUACUCGUAUUUCUUUUUCUCACAAUUAAAACUCGACUCUGUACAAAUAGCGUAGAAUUCCAAAUGCUCUGACAAUUAUUUCUGAUUAUCCUGUAGAUAAUUUGUCAUCUACUGCGAGGAACAUACUCGUUCUAGAUAGUAGAAUGGUUUGGGUUCGAAUCCCAUUCGAUCGAUUAGUCGGAAGGUAAUUUGCCAACUUAUUACUUAGACUAGGGACUCGCUCCGGCUUUACAUGGCUUUUUUUUUCAACAAAACAGCCCACGUUACUCAUCUCUCCGUAGGUGAAGUAAAUUUUAAAAACAGUUAAGCAUUUUUUUUUUAUUUUGUUCACUGCGAAAAAAAGCAAAAAAAAUUAUUAUUUGUAAUUAUUGAUUCCCAAAAGUAGUGUUAUGUUUUUUUUUUAAUAUUUUCAAAUACCCUUUAAGAGACUUACUAAAGUGAUUUUCAAUAGGAAUUCGACCGUUAAUAUUUUAGAAUAUUUAUUUAAAUUACGAUUUUAAUUGUAAUCGACUCACCCUGUAUAUUGUAAUUAUCAUAUCAUGUAUAAUGUAGGUAAGAUUGUUUAUAUGCACAUAACAGUGAUAUACAGGCUGAUACAAAACAAAUAAAAAAAUCAUUAAUCCACGAUAAUACAUAUUCCUGAAACUGAAAAACUUUAUCAAGUAAUUAUCAGAGGGACUAUACAAAAGUCGAUUGCUUGGGUACCUCUGUCCCAUUCGUGUUUCAACCGUGAAGCAGUUGUGUUUGCAUGGCCGUGUUUCGGUUUGAAGGGUGGGUUAUGGCGUAAAUUUACUGGGUACAGAGGAAUAACACCUGAGUCCUCAGGAAUGGCAAUGCAUGCGGGGUAUCAUGGGCGAAACAGUAUACUCUGUUAUGUCCAUGGUACUGCUUGUGUCUAUAGGCGACGGUUACCACUUUACAUCAGGUGGGCCGUCAGCUUGUUUGCCAUUCUAAGUUGUAUUUUAUUAUUACAAAUUCUCACAUUCACAUCGCCUAUAGACAUGAGCGAUACCAUGGACAUAACAGAGUAUACUGUUUCGCCCAUGAUACCCCGCAUGCGUUGGCAUUCCUGAGGACUCAGGUGUUAUUCCUCUGUACCCAGUAAAUGCACGCCAUAUCGCACCCUUCAAACUGAAACACAGCCAUGCAAACACAACUGCUUCACGGUUGAAACACGAAUGGGACAGAGGUACCCAAGCAAUCCACUUUUGUACAGCCUCCCUCUGAUAAAAAGGAUUCCGCUUGGUAUAGCAAUUACAAAUAGGUGACCCUGUAUAUGAACAGGGCAUUGUUGCAUUACAUUGUUGCUGAACUAAACAAGCAAAGUGGCAAAUUCAAAUAUAGCCUGUUUCAAUAGAAAUUAAUAAAAAAAAUAACUAAGUUUUAUUUAAAUUAUUAUAUAGACAUAUUGUAAAUGAAGGUAGUAACAAAUCGAAACAUUUAAUCGAUUAUUCAAAUUUGGAAUUGUAUUAUGGCCGCGUCAGUUGUACCUUUUUUUUCUUAUUUUUUUUUUUAUUGAUGGGUGAAAAUGGUAUGGUAACCCCGCCUGCGCUAACGGGAUACGCUGGCGGAGCACCAGUGAAGGGUGAUAGAUGAGAAUGUCAGUUCAGUUAGCCCAUCAUGGUGAAUUCAUCAGUAAUUAACCAUGAUAGUUUCCAGGGGGAACCACGAGGAGGUCGACCUGGUUGGGUAUAUUGCUAGCAAUGGGAUUCUCAGUCUCCAUUACUAACAAUCCUUUUGCCCCCUCUUAUUAUUAUUUUAACUCUUACUGUCCACUGCUGGACAUAAGCCUUCUCCAUAAGGGGAGUUUUAUCAGUAGUUGCCACGCUUGGCAGGCGGGUUGGCAACCGCAGUUAGGCUUUUAGAGAUAUUUUAAGAGGGACGCUGCUGCCUAUCACUCGUCCUGCCUUAGUCGCCUCUUACGACACCCACGGGAAAGAAACGAGUGGCUCAUUCUAUGCCGGGACCACACGGCGAAUACCUCAGUUUAUAUUUUUAUGAAUUUCUAUUGAAAUAGCCUAAAGAUUUAUUAUUUAUAUUUAUUGUUUAAUUUUAAUAUAAAUUUAUUUAUAAUCUUAUUAUUUAGUAAAUAAAUGCGUGUAUCUUGUAUAAAUAUAUUAUAGUAAGAUAUAAGACGUAUAUAUAUAUAUAUAUAUAUAUAUAUAUAUAUAUAUAUAUAUAUAUACAGGGUGGAAUUGGAAAGAUUAGCGUCCUUUGAAGGGAGUGCUCUAUCAGAGUAACUAAAUAUUUUUUCCAAAGAAACGCGGAUUGAAAUAAGAAUUUUAAAUUUUAAACCGACUUCACAAAAGAAGUAGGUUUUCAAAUUUUUUCCAUUCAAUUCAAUUUAUUUAUGGCAUUUGAGGCGGUAUUCACUUACCAUCAGGUGAGCCGCAUGCUCGUUUGCCCCUUGUGUUGUAAAAAAAAAAAUUUCAAUAUUAUUUUGAAAGAUAGAUAUUUAACAAUAAUAAUAAUAAUAUAAUUUAUUUGCUGAAAAACACGGUAUACACACGUUAGCAAUAAUAUGUUAGGAACAGGCGUGUUUUGUCAAAACAAUGGCAUGCAAAAUUUUAAUAUUUAUGGUAACUUCUUUUCGAAUACUAUUAACAAAAUAUUAUUUAUGUGCUUAGAUAGAUAGAUAGAUAGACAAUUUAUUUACAUUACUUACAGCACACAAAUUACAAUAAAAAAAAAACAAACAUACACGUAAUACACAGCAAAAGAGACAAAAGAAUAAAAAUAAAAAAAGCACAAAUAAAAAAAAAUAAUACAAAAACAAAAUACAUAAUCUAACAAUCUCCUUUGUUACCAUUCCUUCAUGCGUGUGCCAUAGUAACACAAAAUGGCUUAUAAAGUAGAAUUAUUCUUCAGUCCAACAAGUCCUUAAUUCAGUAAUAACAUUUGUCCAAAAGCCAUUUGUACAGUGUGUUCUUAAAUUUUGUAAUAAAGUACAUUGUAGACCCUGUCGGGCACAGCGAUUAGAAGCGGGGAGGGCGUCGUUUUUUAAAUUUUCAUAAAGUAUUCAAUAAUUUUUAUUUAAAAAAAUGAAAUCUAACUGUAUUGGGUUUAUUUUUAUUUUUUAUGUUUGUUACCUCAUAACUCCGUUAGUUGUAAAUCGAUUUGGAAAAUUAUUUUUUUAUCUGCAAGUUGUAAGUAUGUCCUUGUUAGUUUCAUAGAAAUUUUAUCAAAAUCGAUACAGUAGUUUAGUUUUUAAAUCAAAAUAAUCGGUUUUUUUUUUCUAUUCUAACACGGCGUGUUAAAUUGUCGAGUUAGUAAUAUUUUAUGUCGUUUUUCGACCAAUGUUUCUUUGGAAGAAGUGUUCAGUACCACUGCUAGGACACACCCUUAAAAGAAUGCUAAUUAUUUCGAGAUCACCCUGUAUAUGUAUACAUAGUACACAUUAAAUGUAUUAAUUAGUAUUUUUUAAAAGAAAGUGUGUUGUUAAAUUAUAUAUUGCUGUUUUAUUUCUC